AUGAUGUUUUAUGGAAUGAUUUUCUUAUUAUUGGGGAUGAAAUCAGUUUUGGUUAUAUCCACCAACGCCUCAGAAGCCGAUAACGUUACGAAAUCCAUAAACUUACAAGUUGAAUAUCCAUGCAAGAAUGCGAAUUCAUAUUCUAAGGAAAACUGCUCAGGUAGCACGCCCAGUAUCGCUAGCGUUAAUAGAUAUUUUAGAUUUGUUAAUGCCUUAAAGAAUGAUAUUAAAAGGAUUGAAAGAACUUAUAAUGAGACGCAUUAUAAAAUUUGUCAAAACGCAGAGAGAAUGAAUGCAACUAUGGAUUAUUUGAACAAUAAUAAGUUCUGUGAGAUACCUUUGACUAUGGUUGACCAAGAUAUGAGCCAUUCAUCUCCCAACAUGCGCCAAAUAACUAAAUGGAUUCUAUGGUUGGAAGAAGCUGAGAAAAAGGUUGGUUCAUCAGAAGAACUUGGAUACAAACUACACAGUAUCGGAGCUUACGCUAUGAAAAUAGCCUGCUACCAAGGAAUCAAGCAUUGCAUUGAAGAAUCAGACGUUCAAGAUGUUAUCAACUGUACAUUGCCCCCUAUUGUGGCUAAUGCUGACCCCCAAGAUUUGAUUCCAAUAUCUUGUCAUGUUUUAAGUCACAUCCAUAACUACACCCAAAUCCUCAAGAGAUCCAUCCGCCUUCAAAUGAGACAAGCCAAAAAGAACAAGAAGAAAUGUAAGAAAGGGGGGAAAAAAUCUCGAAAGAACAGAAAAGAAAGAAACAAAAAGGCCAGAAGAAACUGUAAAGAAGGAAAGAGGCGAAAUAUGUCCAAACGUAAGAAUGGUACAAGACGUGGCUGUAGAAAAUGUAAAAACCAGAGGAAUUAA
This is a messenger RNA of Lottia gigantea (owl limpet), 858 nucleotides long. RefSeq lists its product as hypothetical. The coding region runs from base 1 to 858 and encodes 285 amino acids. Lineage: Eukaryota; Metazoa; Mollusca; Gastropoda; Lottiidae. The transcript is spliced from 4 exons. The record is from RefSeq and is a predicted model, not a curated record.